UGGACAAACGGAUGAAAGGAAGUGGGUGCUUUAUGGGUUGUAUGGGUCGACAAAGAAAAAGCUUUGCAAAAAACCAGUUUGUUGGCCGUUCGUCGUCGACGUUUCGCUUAACAAAAAGGUCACGACGCGAGGCUAAACGGGCUUGUGUGCAGGCGGAACAUCUUUUACCCCCUGGGGUGUUCAACGUUUGUCGGAGUGCACCGAACACCGUUUUAUCUCUUUAGGCUCCUCCUCUGCUAUCCCGUCGACCAUGCACCCGACAGCCUACCUCACAGUCUUGGCGUCCAUGUGGCUCAUUGGCGCCCAACUCUUUGGUCUCAUAUGCAUCUACUAUAGUUUCUUUCCUCCGAGUAUCCAGCACCCAAUUGCAAAAUGGGGGUUGAUGAGCUCUGGACUGAUGUUUCAAGAGGUGACGGGGGCGGUGAUUUUGGGGAAUUGGUGGCUGGUGGUCGCGGCGUGGUGGUUGGGGGUAUUUGAUACGACCUUGGGGAAACUCUCUAUAUCCCUUGUCACUAUGUCAAUGUUGGUAUUGUCGGCUAUCUUUUGUCAUGGGUAUAUUACAUCUCGUAUCGCAGUCGUCAAAGAGGUCCAAAGAAUGGAAAUCGAACUACAGUCUUCUGCGUCGCGGUUGGGUGUGUUUGAUAGCGUGCCCAUCAGUCUUCCAUUUUUCCUUCAGAGCGUGAUACCGUAUUGGCGACCUUGGGACGUGAUGGAACACCGUGAUAUAACGUACGUCACGGACGAAGAGUUGCGACAAUUUGGACGCAGCUCGGAACGCCAGCUCCAACUCGACGUUCUUCACCGGACGUCCGGACCCGCGAAGCGUCCCGUAUUAAUUUACAUCCAUGGCGGAGCAUGGCAAUUUGGUGAUAAAAGGAUGCUUACGAUGCCUGUGUGCUGGUAUAUGGCAUCGCAUAAUUGGGUGGUGGUAAAUAUCAACUAUAGACUCAGCCCUGGCGUUCUAUACCCGGAUCACUUGAUUGAUGCCAAGAGGGCCUUGCGAUGGGUACGGGAGAAUAUUCAUAAAUAUGGUGGUGAUCCAGAUUUUGUGGCAGUCAGUGGAGGUUCUGCUGGUGGACACAUUGCAAGCAUGAUGGCACUUACUCAGAACAAUCCAGCAUUCCAGCCGGGUUUUGAAAGCACCGAUACGUCCCUAUCGGCCUGCGUUGGCUACUACCCCGUGGUGGACAUGACUGGACAAAGCGGCUACGCUCACCGCAACGCUAACGAAUGGUUCGCCCGUGCCAUAUGCGGUCUUCCCAGCUUCGCAACCAGUAAAUCAUGGCUCAAGGACAACGCCUGUCCAAUUUCUGCGGCUGCCACUGCAGAGUCCAUCCCUCCUUUCCUGGUCCUUCAGGGCGGCAAUGAUGAAUUGGUACCCACAGGCUCUGUACGGCAUUUUGUGAAUGUAUUGCGAAAAAGGGAAGGUGCGUUGGUGUAUUACGUCGAGUUGCCAAGAGCGCAUCAUGCUUUUGAUGCGUUUUCGAGUCCGAGAGCGAAUGUGGCGAACUGGGCAGUUGCAGAGUUUUUGAAUGCUGUUCAUGCGAGGUGGGUAGAUGGUGCGGGGAAGCGGCCGGCAGUGAGUAAUUAGUGGCGGGCGUGAUUGGGUGGGUAACUGGAUAAGUAGCCCAUCUUUCUGUUUUCAUUUCUAUGAUGGACAUGUAGUGUGGUCCUAGUUAUUGCAUCAAGUUUCCUACACAUAAAAUAGACUCGAUUAUUGCAGCAAUAUAUAUCCUCGUUGGAACUAGU
Spizellomyces punctatus DAOM BR117 is the source of this 1749-nucleotide messenger RNA. RefSeq lists its product as uncharacterized. The transcript has 7 exons. The coding region runs from base 251 to 1591 and encodes 446 amino acids. The record is from RefSeq and is a predicted model, not a curated record. NCBI's taxonomy places the organism in Eukaryota, Fungi, Chytridiomycota, Chytridiomycetes, Spizellomycetales, Spizellomycetaceae.